GUUCCGCGGCGGCAGCGGCUGAGGCGGCGGCGGGUACCUGCCGACAGCCCAGUGCCGAGUGAGGGCGCUGGCGGAGCCGAGCUGGCGAGAACCUCCGGGGGUUAGGGGUGGCGGGGACGGGACUGCGGCCGGGCAGCCCGGCCUGGACGGUGCAGGGGGCGCGAUGGCCACGGCGGACCUGCAGGGGAAGUACCAGAAGCUGGCUCAGGAGUACUCGAAGCUUCGAGCACAGAACCAGGUCCUAAAAAAGGGUGUUGUGGAUGAACAAGCAAAUUCUGCUGCUUUAAAGGAACAACUAAAAAUGAAGGAUCAGUCAUUGAGAAAACUACAGCAAGAAAUGGAUAGUUUGACAUUUCGCAAUCUGCAGCUUGCCAAGAGGGUUGAACUACUUCAGGAUGAACUUGCUUUGAGUGAACUCCGAGGCAAGAAAAAUAAGAAAAGUGGAGAAUCUUCCUCUCAGUUGAGUCAAGAGCAGAAAAGUGUCUUUGAUGAAGACCUUCAAAAGAAGAUAGAAGAGAAUGAACGAUUGCAUAUACAAUUUUUUGAAGCUGAUGAACAACAUAAACACAUGGAGGCAGAACUGAGAAGUAGAUUGGAGACAUUGGAGACAGAAGCAGCACAGCACCAAGCAGUCGUAGAUGGUUUAACAAGAAAGUACAUGGAAACCAUAGAAAAACUGCAAAAUGACAAGGCCAAAUUAGAAGUAAAAUCACAAACACUAGAAAAGGAGGCCAAGGAUUGUCGACUUCGAACAGAAGAAUGUCAACUUCAGUUAAAUAACCUUCAUGAGGAUUUGUCAAGUAGAUUAGAGGAAUCCUUGUCUAUCAUCAAUGAAAAAGUUCCUUUUAAUGACACAAGAUUUAGUCAGUAUAAUGCUCUGAAUGUUCCACUACACAAUAGGAGACAUCAGCUGAAGAUGCGGGAUAUUGCUGGGCAGGCCUUGGCUUUUAUUCAAGAUCUUGUGACAGCUCUUCUGAACUUUCAUACCUACACAGAACAGAGAGUCCAAAUUUUUCCCAUUGAUUCUGCCAUUGAUACUAUAUCACCAUUAAAUCAGAAGUUUUCACAGUACCUUCAUGAAAAUGCAUCCUAUGUUCGCCCUCUUGAGGAAGGAAUGCUUCGCUUAUUUGAGAGUAUUACUGAAGAUACUGUGACAGUCUUGGAAACAACUGUGCAAUUGAAAACUUUUUCAGAACAUUUAACCUGCUAUGUAUCUUUUCUUAGGAAGAUUCUUCCUUAUCAGUUAAAAAGUUUGGAGGAAGAAUGUGAAUCUUCUGUUUGCACAUCUGCAUUAAGAGCCAGAAAUCUAGAAUUAUACAGUGAUGUGAAAAAGAUGACUGCUGUGUUUGAGAAGCUCCAGACUUAUAUUGCUCUUCUUGCAUUGCCAAGUACAAAGCCAGAUGGACUACUUCGGGCAAACUAUAAUUCAGUAUUAACACGUAUUGCUGUAGUUCUUCAAGAAUUUCAUGAUGUCAUGAAAGAUAUUUCCAAGCACUAUAGUCAGAAAGCUACCAUAGAACAUGAACUUCCAACAGCUACUCAGAAGCUCAUAACAACUAAUGACUGCAUUCUGUCUUCAGUAGUGGCAUUAACAAAUGGAGCAGGAAAGAUCGCAUCUUUCUUCAGCAACAAUGUUGACUACUUUAUUGCUUCACUGAGCUAUGGGCCUAAGGAGGCCAAUGGAUUCAUCAGUCCUCUCUCAGCAGAAUGUAUGCUGCAAUACAAGCAAAAAGCUGCUGCUUAUAUGAAGUCUUUGAAGAAGCCCUGUUUGGAGUCGGUGCCUUAUGAAGAAGCUCUGGCCAAUCGUCGUAUCCUUUUGAGUUCCACGGAAAGUAGAGAAGGUCUUGCACAACAGGUCCAGCAGAGUUUAGAGAAGAUUGCCAAACUGGAGCAGGAGAAGGAACAUUGGAUGCUGGAAGCCCAGCUAGCCAAAAUCAAGUUGGAAAAGGAAAACCAGAGAAUGGCAGAUAAGGGGAAAAAUGCCAGUGGAGCCCCGCUGGUUCAGAAUACCCAGGAAAAUCCUGUUGUGGUGAAUGCCACUGUACAAGAUCAGGAAGAACCAUCUGACAGGACUUGGCAAGAACCUGUUCAGAGUACCAGUCUGGUUGGAAUGUUGGUGAAGACAUCAGACAGUGAGGUUCCAGAUGUUGAAUCCCGUGAGGAUUUAAUAAAAAAUCAUUAUAUGGCAAGGAUAGUGGAGCUUACAUCCCAGCUUCAGUUGGCUGAUAGCAAAUCGGUGCAUUUUCAUGCUGAGUGCCGAGCACUCUCCAAAAGAUUAUCUUUAGCAGAAAAGUCUAAAGAAUCAUUGAAUGAAGAAAUGAAAUUAGCUAGUCAGAACCUUAGCAGACUGCAGGAUGAGUUGACAACUACUAAGAGGAGCUAUGAGGACCAGCUCAGUAUGAUGAGUGACCAUCUUUGCAGUAUGAAUGAAACCUUAUCUAAACAGAGGGAAGAAAUUGAUACCCUAAAGAUGUCUAGUAAGUUUGUCAGGUAAAGCUUCAGACUAUUACUGAGUCAAUGUUCUCAUCGUUGGAUACCACAUAAACAUCCUGAAGAACUUCUGGUUGCCAUUAACAUGUUCUUUGUAUUGUAUGCAUUUCUCACUUAUAUUGAUUUUGUUAAAUACUUAUAUUUAAUGUUUAAAUGUAGGAAUAUGAUUAAAGUGGUUCCCCUCUUUCAAAUAAAAACAUGUGUGGUUAUUCAGAAUUAGUACAAUGGGGUGAGCUAGUUAAGCAAGAAAAAAAGAGUGCUGGUGAAAAGAUAUUUCUCUAGCUUUAAAAAGCCCCUUUGAAUUUAGAUUAAAAUAAAUUUAUAUGAUUUUGGUGAAUGCCAAGUCAGUAGUUUUCUCAUAUUAUAACUGGGUGGAAAUGGCAAGGGAAAUUCCAAGCAGCGAGAAGGAAGAAAUUAGUGAAAUGUACAGAAAUAAGCAGAAGAAAUGUUAGGUGACUUAAGACAAUAAGAAUUGAUUUUCAAAUGGAGCACCAUUUUUUUUUUUAAGCCAAAUUAUCAAAUUGUGAUAUAUAAAGACUUAGAGCUAUAAAGGACUUUAGAAAUCAUUAAUUUUUCCUUUUCCUUAUAAAUUAGGAAAACUCAAGCUCAAAGCAGAGGUCAGAUUAACUUGAUCAAGGUUAUACAAUAUUCAGAUUUAGGAAAUAUUAAGAACACAGUGUGUAUAGGGCAUAGUGCUAAGCCCUGGGAAUGAGAUGAACUUUGGAUAAGUGAAGCCUAGUGGAGUUCAUGGGCCACUUGGAGGAUAAGAUAAAAAAUGAUUGUACAUGAAAAUUACAUUAGAGUUUAAAAUAACCUUUAUUAUAUAAAGUUUGAAGAGGAAGAUGCUUAUCCAAAGGAAGAAUCAGGGAAAUAUUUAUUUAACAAUUGAUGGUUGAAUUGGAUUCAAAGUAUGGUCAGAAAUUCAGUGGUCAUACAGGGAAGGAAGAACAUUCUAAACUUAUGUCAAUAUGAGCAAAGACAUAGACAAAAAAUUCCAGGACAUAUUCAGGGAUCAGGAAGAAGAAAUAUUAAAUAAGGCUAGAAUGCUAGAUGAGUUCCAGAUUGUAUAGGAUUUUGAAUGUCAAAUAUUGCAAUUUGAACUUUGAAAGAAGUAGAAUGCAACUCUAGGUAUUUUGAGCAGAGGCAAGACAUGGCUGUAUCUAUAUAUCAUAUUGAUAUUGUUUUUAGAAGAAUUGUUAAUGAACCAAACAUUUCUUGGGUAGAUAUUUUUCAACCUGGAAAUAGAUUUUGAAGUGAAAGGUAUUAUCCUAUAAUGGAUAAAUUCAGUUUUUGGCAUUAGAAAGAUCUGUGUUCAGAUAAAAACUUUGUGAAUGUUGGCAAAUACAUAUAACUUUGUGAAUAUAGACUUUGUGAAUCUUGGCAAAUCACUGAACUCAAUAGCAUGCCAGGAAACCUUUGAUACAGAGUAUUUACAUAUAUACAUUGAAGGGAGGGGUUUCAUCAAGGAGAAUUCUUUUCAGUCUUAUGUUCUCCAUUCUAUCCUCCAUCAGAGUUGACAAGAUUGUUUUCUUCCAUUUGAUAUGAAUCUUAGAAGUUGUGAAAAUUGUUCUUUAGCUAUACAUCAGACAUUAUUUUGUUAUCAGUAUGAAGGAUAAAUUAGAUAGGGGUAGAGAAAUUAGAGGUAUGAAGAUAAAUCUAGGUGAGUAAUUAUUAGUAAGAAUAGAGCAGAGGAUGUGGAUCUGAGAAAUGUCCUUUAGGCAGGUUGAAUUUAUAAGAUUUGAUAACUGAUUGGUUGAAGACUAGAAGAAGAAAAGGAAUAAGAAGAAUCAAAGACAGUUUUAAGGAUGAAAAUGUGGAAAACUAAGGGAAUGGUGGUAACAUGAACUGAAAUGUUAAAGUCAUAAAGAGCAGUUUUAAGAGAAAGAUUUUGAGUUUAGUUUUGGACAUACUGAAUUUGAGGCCUCAGUGAGACAUUGAGUUCAUUUAGACAAACAUUUAUUAGAUUCCUUCUAUAUUCAAGGUACUGUGGUAUUGCUAGGGUUAUAGAGAUGAAAAAUGACAGACCCUAAUUUCAACUAAUAAAAAAUUGCCUGUGAGGAUGAUAUGUGUAUAAUUCAAGGUAGAAUUUAAUGAAGGCCAAGCAAAAAUCUAGGUAGUAUUCUAGAAAAAUUUAAGAAGGAAGAUAAUAUUUUUAACUGAGGGGACCAGGGAAGAUUUUAAUAAUAAUAUCUUCCUUAUUAUAAUAGCUAGCAUUUGUAAAAUGUUUUAAGGUUUAUAGUGUACUUUACAAAAAUGACCUGAUUUGAUCUUCACUGCAAUCUAUGGAGUUGGAUACUGUUGUCUCUGUUUUAAAGAGAGGAAAUGUUGGCAGAGAAAGUUAAGUGACUUAUUUAGUUAUACAAUUAGUAAGUGUCUGAGACUAGAUUUGAACUCAGGUCUUCCUGACUCUGGGUCCAGCACUAUUAUCUGCGGUAUCACCUAGAUUUCAUGGAAGAUUUGGUACCUAAGCUGAGCUGGAAAGAAGAAGAUCUAAAUGUCGAGAUAAGGUAAAAAUACAUUGCAGCAAACUGGGGGAGGGGAUAGAGAGUGGGCAUUGCCUUUGAGAAUAGUGAAUUAGGACAUGGCAUGGUCUAGGCAAGGCUUUACACAGCUUCAAAAGUAAAUUUCUGAAAUACAGAGAACUGGUUAUUUCUAUUGCUCAAAAUCAGAAACCAAUGGAAUCAGUUGGUGACUUAAUAAUAGAACCAGAUGUAAUCUGUUCUGUAGACUUACAAAUAUAGAUCUGGAAAACACAAGAGAGGUCAGGGCUAGAAAUUAAGAUUUAGGAGACAUAAAGGUAAUUGAAAUGAGACUGAAUAACAUCUGAUUCAACAAAUCUUUAUUAAAUACCUACUAUACACAAGGGAUUUGGAGAUAAAGAGACAAACAAGAAACAGACACGGCCUUCAGAGACCUUAUAUUCAAAUGGGGAACAUAGCAGAAAAUCAUAGGUUUAGAAUUGGAUGGUACCCAAGAGAAGAUCUAGAUGACUAACAGUAAGGACAAUUAGUCAGGAAAAGCUUCCUAUAGAAGAUGUCACUUGAGUUCAGCUUUAAAGGAAACUGAGGAUUUUAGGAGGCCAACAUGAGUGCAUUGUGAGUAUGGGUGGUAGUUCCCAGUCAGAUAAACAAAAUUUGGAGGUAGCUGGAAACAGCUGAUAGUCAGGUUUGGCUGAAACAAAGAAUUGGUGAAAGGGAAAUGUGAAAGAAGUCUUGGAAGAUAAGUUGGAGCCAGAUGUGAAGGGCUUUAAAUGUCAGUGUGAGUUUUGGAUUUUAUUGUAAAAUUUUUAAGGAAUCACUAAAAAUUUGAAGAUUGUUUUGGCAGUUGUGUGGAAUAUAUUAUAGGAAGGAAAGUGACUAGAAGUAAAGAGACCAAUUAAUAGGCUUUGGUAAUAAGUCAGGCAAGAAGUGAUAAUAAGUACCUGCUUUGGUGGGGUGUGGUAGUGUGAUUGGACAGAAUGAAUUUGGUGCAAAAGACGUGGAGAUAGAAGGAACAAGAUUUAGCAGCUGCUUGGGUAUAGAAUGUAAGAGAGAGGGAAGAGUUAAGGGUGACUACCUCAUGGUUGUGAAUCUGCUUGACUAGAAGAAUAGUGUUUUUCACAGAAACAGGGAAGUUGAAAAAAGUGUUCUCUUUAGGGAGAUGAAUCCCAUAUUGGGCAUUUAAUCAAACUUAGCAUGUUAGGAUUGUCUAUUGGAUGCCCAGCAGGAAGUUGGUUAUAUGAGACUGCAAUUUAGGAUAGAGAGGACUUGAUUUAGAAUCAUUUGCAAAAUGAUGUUAAUUGAACCUAUGGGAGAUAAAGUGUUGCUCCAGAAAAAGUGUGCAGAGAGAGAAAAGAAGCAAGCCUAGGACAUAGCUUUGAAGGAAGAAACUUAUAGUACAGAAGCUGGAAGAUGAUCAAGCAAUGUUUAAAGUAAUAUUUUAAAACGCAAAAGUAAAACAGGAAUAUUACAAGAGAAUGGUUAAGUUACAGAAUAAUAUCUUCCUUAUUAUAAUAGCUAGCAUUUGUAAAAUGUUUUAAGAUUUAUAGUGUACUUUACAAAAGUAAAGUGUAUUUAGUAUUAUAGUGUAAAGUAUUAUAGUGUAUUUUACAAAAAUGACCUGAUUUGAUCCUCACUGCAAUCUGUGGAGUUGGAUACUGUUGUCUCUGUUUUAAAAAGAGGAAAUGUUGGCAGAGAAAGUUAAGUGACUACAAGAGGGAAGGGAGAGGAUGUAGUAGAAGAAAGGUCAGGAGAGGGAAGAAAAGAAGGACAGAACAAAAAUCUUUGGGGAAAUACUUGGCAAAGUGAAAUGUGAGAACUUGGCUUACUACCUAUAAAAUAUAUUUUCUUUUAAGUUUUUUUCCUAAUUGUUGAUGUUUUUCUUCAUACAGGGCAAUUCUAAAAAGAACAAAAGUCGAUAGUUUACAAAUAGUUGGGUCAGUCAGGGGACUGUCCUUUCUGAUGCUGCUGCUGCCCAGAACUGCAGGUGCUGAAAAUCCUUGUCCAUUUCUGGAGUCAGCCUUUUCAAAAAACUGAAGUAUUAUUGGACCUAGUCACAAGUCAAUGCUGUAUAUGGCUAUGAAAAAAUUAGAAUGUAUUUGUAACCAGUAAGGUAAAUAUAGAAUUUGAUGUCAACAAUAAAAUGCAAAACAAUAUACAAUACCAUGAAUCUUGUAGAAAUUUCCUUAAGCUGUUUUUACUGUGCACUUUUUAAGAUUAGGCUUUAAUUUCAGUAUGUAAGAACAAAGAAGAUUUUGUAUAUUUUCAAACUCAAUUAUUUGGCAACAGAUUUGGUAUCAGUGCAAUAGAUGUAUGUUUCUGGAUAAAAUGUUUAAAUUAGCAACUUUUCACUGUUUCUUGCUAUAAUUGAAAACAGUCUCCAGAUUGUUUAUGGAGACCUCUCCAUUAUUUUUUUGACCAUUCAAACUUAGUUCUUGUGGGUUUAUUAUUGUCUCUGUUUCCUGAAUCACUCUGUAUUAGGAUGAUUAGCUUAUGGAAGUUGAUGUCAAUAAAUUCAUACUUAAAGCAAA
Antechinus flavipes (yellow-footed antechinus) is the source of this 7498-nucleotide messenger RNA. RefSeq names its product protein phosphatase 1 regulatory subunit 21 (gene PPP1R21). The transcript has 22 exons. Bases 164 to 2494 code for a protein of 776 amino acids. NCBI's taxonomy places the organism in Eukaryota, Metazoa, Chordata, Mammalia, Dasyuromorphia, Dasyuridae. The record is from RefSeq and is a predicted model, not a curated record. Gene Ontology annotation, cellular component: membrane; early endosome.